CUCCUCUCCCUCUCACGUUAAAUAGUAGAACCAAACAGCACACAAAAUCACAGACAACUAAUUCUUUGUCUCCCUGUUCUUUCCCUUUUAAUUUCCUAUUUGUGUCAGUUCAAAGUUGUCUUGUGUUUGUUUUAGAAAGAGAGAUGACAGGGAUUUCAAAGGAGGAAGAGAGUGUAACUCUUGAUCUUCUCAGGAAGAAAAUGGAAGAUUUUGCUAAAGAAAGAGAUUGGGAAAAGUUUCAUAGCCCCAGAAACCUUCUUUUGGCUCUGGUGGGAGAAGUUGGAGAACUUUCAGAAAUAUUUCAGUGGAAAGGAGAAGUUCCAAAAGGGUUACCUGAUUGGAACGAAAAAGAGAAAUUACAUCUUGGUGAAGAACUUUCUGAUGUUUUGCUAUACCUCGUUAGGCUUUCUGAUAUUUGUGGGAUUGAUCUUGGCAAAGCUGCUCUUCGUAAAGUUGAACUUAAUGCUAUUAAAUACCCUGUUAAUCUCAACAAAGGUUCUUCAAACAAAUGCAAUAACGAAGCCGAUAAUUAAAUCGCUCGAUCAGACAUAUUAGUCGAGUUGCAUACAAACUGGUCAGAUCGUUAUAUUUUAUGUUAUGCUAAAUAUGAUAAGUUAGGUGUCAUAGGAGUUGAGAGAAAGUGGACCUGAAGCAGUGGAAAUUUGUACUUUGAUGGAAGAAUAUCUUUGGCAUUUAUUUUCUCAUUUAUUUUGGACUGUUUUGGCAGUUGAAAUCAUAUCUUUUUUUACGCUGAUCUAUUCAAUGUGUUUUCCCAAA
This is a messenger RNA of Nicotiana attenuata, 777 nucleotides long. Its product is annotated as dCTP pyrophosphatase 1-like. Gene Ontology annotation, biological process: nucleoside triphosphate catabolic process. The transcript has 2 exons. The record is from RefSeq and is a predicted model, not a curated record. Lineage: Eukaryota; Viridiplantae; Streptophyta; Magnoliopsida; Solanales; Solanaceae. Gene Ontology annotation, molecular function: nucleoside triphosphate diphosphatase activity. The coding region runs from base 144 to 533 and encodes 129 amino acids.